AUGGUUCACACUGGCGCAUAUCGCGUCACCCUCUCCCCAAUGCUGUGCGGCAGAAUGCCCCUCAGUUACCGUUUUUUAACGAUGGCUGACGCCAAGCGUGGCGUCGUGAUUAAUUACGACGAAGUAAAAGUCAAGCUGCAACAGCUGUGCGCUAUUUUUGACGCUCCUGCAUUGUCUACUGUCAACCUUAUCUUUGUCUGCACAGGGAAGACGCAAAACGAUGCGAGCGCGAAUCCUUCUGAACUUUUACAACUAUGGCUCACCGGCUUCCAAUUCCCAGAAACACUAUUCGCGUUCGCCAGGGACGGUACCUGGUAUAUUCUGACGUCUCCGAAAAAAGGGAUCGGUGUACCACCAAACGAUAUGGCCCUGUCUCACAAUCCGGGUGCUAUAAUUGUUUCGGUCUGCUCGAAGUAUUCAGAACUGUGUGCCUGUGUCACACGUACACUUCUGCUGGACGGGACCGCGCCUGGGGUUACUUUUGGUUCGAUUUACGACGAAGUACACAAGUAUGUCUUAAAAGAGAAGCCUGAGUUUGCCGAAAAUCUUCUGCGAUCAGUGGGACACACUAUGGGUCUUGAAUUCAAAGAUGCGGAUUUCACACUUGUCAAUGGUAACGACAAGUGCGUUGUUCGUAGCGGCAUGGUAUUUCACGUAUCUUUGGGGUUCGGUCACCUCAUGUCUGAUAACAAAGAGUUCGCUGUGUGGAUUGGAGACACUGUAGAAGUGACUGACGAGGGUGCUGUCGUGCUAACCUCAAAUGUUAGUAAGAGUCUGGAGAACAUAUCGUACGAGUUGGAGGAUGAUGAUGAGACGCCUCCAGAGGAAUCUGAGGUUAAACCUCACAAGCAGCCCGGGGUCUCAUCUGAGUUACUUCGUGACGCGGAUAGUGUGAUAUUGAAGGAACGUUUGAGGAAACGUGACCGAGGAGGGCAAAAUCAGCUCUCGGAGGCUGAGCUGAAAGCUCGUAUGGACCGGCAGUUGGAGCUUCGUAAACAGAAAGUGUCGUCUAUUGCUGAUCGUGUGAAGGAGGAGGGAGGUUUAGCAGGUACCACUAAGCAGAAACAGGUAGUCAAGAUGGACAAGAUGCGUUCCUUCUCUUCCCCUAAUGCAUUUUCCCCAGAUGUCGUGCCACAUCAAAUAUAUGUGGACGUCGUCAAUGAAGUUAUCAUGCUUCCCGUAAAUGGUUACCACUUGCCGUUCAGUAUAAUGACCGUGAAGAACGCGGCUUGCAACUCAGAGGAUAACCAGACAUAUACACUACGUAUAAACUUCCAGGUGCCAGGUUCUCAUACUUUCAGUUCAAAGACAGAGGUGAAUCCUUUACCGGAUUUGCAUCAGGAGAACGCUGUUUUCGUCAAGGAGUUACUCUACCGUUCUUCCGACUCUAAGCAUCUGCAGAAUGUUUUUCGUGCGAUAAAGGAUUUGAUCAAACAGGUGAAGCAGCGUGAAACAGACGCGGACGCCAAUCGUGUUAUUGCUGAGCAGGAAAAGCUGCAGUUGAAUAAGAUGGGUCGUCGUCUAGUACUCAAAGAUCUUAUGGUCCGUCCCAACGUGCACGGUGCUAGGCGUAUCAUUGGUUUCUUAGAGGCCCAUCAUAAUGGUUUACGGUAUGUUGUGAACACUCGUGACCGUGUAGAUCACGUGGACAUUACUUAUAAUAACAUUCGUCAUGCCAUAUUCCAGCCAUGCGAACGCGAGUUGAUAGUGUUACUUCACUUUCACCUGAAGUCACCUAUAAUGGUUGGCAAGCGCAAGUCUACCGAUGUGCAGUUUUACUGUGAAGUGGGAACCCAAAUCGACGAUCUGGACAACCGUCGUGGUCGAUCGUACAACGACCCUGACGAGGCCCUUGAGGAGAUGCGUGAUCGUGAGAUGAAGAGGCGUUUGAACGCUGAUUUCAAACAAUUCGUUGCGCAAUUACAAGAGAUGUCUGGUUUAGUGGUUGAUUUACCAUAUCGUGAAUUGAUGUUUACGGGUGUGCCAUCUAAAUCUAACGUCGAGAUUCUGCCCACGGCCCACUGUUUGGUAAAUCUGGUUGAGUGGCCACCAUUUGUGCUAACACUUGAAGACAUUGAGAUCGUGUCUCUCGAGAGGGUGCAGCACGGUCUGCGUAACUUUGACAUGGUUUUGGUUAACAAGGACUAUUCUAAACCGGUGCGACGCAUUGACCUGAUUCCCGUGGAAUACUUGGACAUAUUGAAGAGUUGGCUGAAUGAGUUGGAUAUGGUUUGGUACGAGGGGAAGAACAACUUGCAGUGGACCAACAUUUUGAAGACUAUUUUGGAAGACGUGGACGCGUUUGUUGAGAACGGUGCGUUUGAUGGUUUCUUAGGUGAAUCAGAGGGUGAUGAGGAGUCUAUCGACGACGAGGAUGAAGAAUACGAGCAUGACAGUGAAGAGGAGAUUGAGGAGGACAGUGAUGAGGAAUACGGUGAUGAUGACGAAUCUCUAGCUGACGAGGACGAAGAGGAGGAUGAUGACGAAUAUGAUGAAGAGGAAGAAGAGGGUCUAUCAUGGGAUGAGAUGGAAGAGUUUGCUAAGAAGGAGGAUGACAGGAACCGCUACGAUGACGAGAACCAUCGAUCACGUGACACCGUGUGCAACGUCACCUUCCGUCUAGAGAGCUACGGCGCCGAUGACGGCAGAGUGCUUCGCUAUUUCAACGGCGCCAUAAUCCGUGAAGCUCCUGUGCGAGAUUACUUCACUGCGUGCUCCGAAUUGCCUACCGACGAUGAUUGUGGCCUGGAAGAAGCCUUGGAGCGCAACAACAGUGAGAACUGGCAGAUCGCUGCAUCUACAAUAUGCAUGGCUUCUGGCCUAUGGGCACAGAAAAGCAUCCCCUUAGAGUGGGAUGAAGCAAAGACAUAUCAAGAGAAAGCCAAUCAGGUGUUCGGUAAAUCUAAAAAGGUGUUGGAAUGUUUGCAUUCCUCGCAGUGUAUGCGUCUCAAUUAUGCCGUUCCUACGCUCGAGGGCGACAGAUAUAGUGUUAAAUGCGCUAUACUCAGCCGCAACAGACGUAUAGAUGAGUGUGCCAAUAAGUGUCGAGAGCUUGGUGAGCUUCUCUCGAAAUAUAUAAAACUGCAAAUCCACUUCCUUGGAUUGAUAUCGGAAAUCAGAUCCCAUUUUAAGGUUCUGCUUAGUGUGCGUAACCUAGUGGAUGUAUCGUCUUUCGACGUGGACUACCCAUGUAGUUUUUCUGUAUUUGUCGUAUUCUACGAUGUGGAUUUGCAGACAGAGGAUGUCGGGGAUGACCGGGUGUGGGAGUCAUGGGAUGUUCACAAGUUGUCUCACCCAGGAGCCAUACAACAGUGCCUGAUAUCGUAUUACGAGGAUACCAGCCCUGACACGGCCCUUAUGACCAAGAUGACCUUUCCACCUGCGGUAGCAUUUUUUAUCGAGCACGACUUCGCUUUGUCAGUAAACGGGGCCCACGUGCCAGUGUAUACUCGAGGUGACCAGCACCCCGUGACAUACCGACUGCGAGUAGCACAGAUGUGUUUGAUUGACCGAUUCAUAUUCAUCACACUAUGCCAAUUAUCGCUGGAAUCGCUGCGAUCUCAGGAGCCAAUCGACGUAGAUGGCACCAGUGUCUGCGUCCAAAGCAUGACCUCUGAGAGUUUGUCAUUUAUAUUCUACAACCAGGUGGUCGAGCUCCGCUACGCAACCUCUAAAGGCGAGGAAACGGGCGACGUUGUCUGGCGUCUGGUAUUGACCAAGCUUCGUGAUGCUUUGUUGAGGCGUAUGGUACGCUACGGACUCAUGGGUGAAAAUGAGAGGAAACUCGACUUCGUGCUUGGUUUGACGCUUAACAAGAUGAUGGAGCGUCGUCUGCAAACGAAGGUUUUCAAGUUGGGCCUUGCUAAGUCUAUUCACCACGCUCGCUGUAUGAUCCGCCAGCGUCACAUUCGCGUCGGCAAGCAAAUCGUAGACAUUCCGUCGUUCAUGGUGCGUGUGGACUCGGAAAAGCACAUCGAUUUCGCGCUCACAUCGCCAUUCGGUGGUGGCCGCCCAGGAAGGGUUCACCGUAAGAGCCUGCGAAACAGUUCAUCAUAG
Babesia sp. Xinjiang is the source of this 4056-nucleotide messenger RNA. Its product is annotated as FACT complex subunit SPT16. Gene Ontology annotation, molecular function: rRNA binding; structural constituent of ribosome; nucleosome binding. The transcript has 7 exons. Gene Ontology annotation, biological process: positive regulation of transcription elongation by RNA polymerase II; transcription elongation by RNA polymerase II; translation. Lineage: Eukaryota; Apicomplexa; Aconoidasida; Piroplasmida; Babesiidae. Bases 1 to 4056 code for a protein of 1351 amino acids. Gene Ontology annotation, cellular component: FACT complex; small ribosomal subunit. The record is from RefSeq and is a predicted model, not a curated record.